CCAAGAGAUCAUGGCGGAACAUCAGGAUCUGACUGUAGUUAUGAAUCAGAGUGAAAAGAAAGAAAAGGAACUCCACCUUGUCGUUGACUCUCUGUCGGGUUGUAAACACAAAAAUUGUGGUUAUAACGAUAACCUUGUUGUUGACGAUGAAAAAGUGUCGGAACACCAGCAUCUGAAGGCAGUUAUGAUGCAGACUGAUACGACGGAAGAGAAGCCUCAGUUGAUCGCUAACUUUCUGUCUGUUUUUAACGACAGUAGUUUCGAUUCUAAGGAUAAAAUUGCUUUUGAGGAUGAAAACAACAUUAUGGUACACACUGAUGAGACGGAAGAAGAACCUCAUUUGGUCUCUAACUUUCUGUCGUUUUAUAAGGAUAAAAUUGCUUUCGGGGAUGAAAACAACAUCAUGAUGCAGACUGGUUUGACGGAAGAAGAACCUCAUUUGGUCGCUAACUUUCCAUCGUUUUAUAAGAAUAAAAUUGCUGUCGAGGAUGGAAAGAACAGUAUGGUGCAGAAUGUUUCAACGGAAGAGGAGCCUCAUUUUAUGGCUAACUUUCUGUCGUUUUUUAAGGAGAACAUUGCUGUUGGGGAUGAAAACAUUAUUAUGGUUCACACUGAUGAGACGGGAGAGGAACCUCAUUAUAUCGCUAACUUUCUGUCGUUCUUUAACGAGAGAAGUUGCGAUUCUGAGGAUAAAAAUGCUGGUCAGGAUGAUGCUGGUGGGAAAGUUGAACACCGGGAUCGAUGCUUUCGCUUGUAUGAUAAAGUAUGGCGACCACAACAAAAACAAGUUAUUGACAAAGGCAGGGGCGAUAUCGUACCUUAAAGAA
Pomacea canaliculata is the source of this 827-nucleotide messenger RNA. RefSeq lists its product as uncharacterized. Lineage: Eukaryota; Metazoa; Mollusca; Gastropoda; Architaenioglossa; Ampullariidae. The transcript is spliced from 3 exons. The coding region runs from base 11 to 823 and encodes 270 amino acids. The record is from RefSeq and is a predicted model, not a curated record.